Messenger RNA from Iphiclides podalirius (scarce swallowtail), 3153 nucleotides. NCBI's taxonomy places the organism in Eukaryota, Metazoa, Arthropoda, Insecta, Lepidoptera, Papilionidae. The record is from the annotation of a GenBank genome assembly.
AUGUGCGCUGCAAAUGGGGUUGCCAAGCUAUUGGUUGGCCAAAACGGAAUCCUUUCAACACCAGCUGUAUCCCACCUAAUAAGAAAAUAUAAAACACUGGGUGGGAUCGUCCUGACCGCCUCGCACAACCCGGGCGGCGCGGACAACGAUUUCGGCGUCAAGUUCAACUGUGCGAACGGUGGCCCGGCGCCUGACGCCACCACCGACGAAAUAUACUCCCUCACCACCACCAUAAAGCAGUACAAGAUCGUGCCCAACCUGGUGUGCGCCGUGGACAAGAUCGGAGUGCAGACCUUCACGGUUGAAGGCCGCCAAUUCGUCGUGGAGGUGAUAGAUCCAGUGAACGACUAUGUCAACUACAUGAAGGAGAUCUUCGACUUUGAGAGGAUCAAGGAGCUCAUCCAAGGCUCGGAGAAGAGGAAGCCGUUCAAAGUGCUCAUCGAUUCUAUGAGUGGAGUGACCGGACCCUACGUGGAGAGGGUGUUCGUGGGCGAGCUGGGCGCGGGGGCCGGCAGUGUGAGGAGGACGGUGCCGCUGGAGGAUUUCGGCGGGGGCCAUCCGGACCCCAACCUCACGUAUGCGGCGGACCUCGUGGACGCCGUCAGGAAUGGCGGCUACGACUUCGGGGCGGCGUUCGACGGCGACGGCGACCGCAACAUGAUAAUCGGCCGCGACGCCUUCUUCGUGACGCCGUCGGACUCGCUGGCCGUGCUGGCGGACAACCUGCACCUCAUCCCCUACUUCGGGGGCGAGGGGCGGAGCGCCCGGGGCUUCGCCCGGAGCAUGCCCACCGCCGCGGCGGUGGACCGGGUCGCCGCCAAGCGCGGCAUGGAGAUGUUCGAAGUGCCAACCGGCUGGAAGUACUUCGGCAACCUGAUGGACGCGGGGCGGCUGUCGCUGUGCGGCGAGGAGAGCUUCGGCACGGGCUCGGACCACGUGCGAGAGAAGGACGGCCUGUGGGCCGCGCUGGCGUGGCUCUCCGUCCUCGCCGGCUCCGGCCGCUCUGUGCGCGAGACGCUGCAGGCCCACUGGGCGGCCUACGGCAGGAACUACUUCACGAGUUCGCGAGGUGAGUACGAUAGCACAGGCGAUCUGGUUAGUUCGCGAGUUCGCGAGGUGAGUACGAUAGCACAGGCGAUCUGGUUAGUUCGCGAGGUGAGUACGAUAGCACAGGCGAUCUGGUUAGUUCGCGAGGUGAGUACGGUAGCACAGGCGAUCUGGUUAGUUCGCGAGGUGAGUACGAUAGCACAGGCGAUCUGGUUAGUUCGCAAGGUGAGUACGCUAGAACAGGCGAUCUGGUUAGUUCGCGAGGUGAGUACGAUAGCACAGGCGAUCUGGUUAGUUCGCGAGGUGAGUACGGUAGCACAGGCGAUCUGGUUAGUUCGCGAGGUGAGUACGAUAGCACAGGCGAUCUGGUUAGUUCGCGAGGUGAGUACGGUAGCACAGGCGAUCUGGUUAGUUCGCGAGGUGAGUACGAUAGCACAGGCGAUCUGGUUAGUUCGCAAGGUGAGUACGCUAGAACAGGCGAUCUGGUUAGUUCGCGAGGUGAGUACGAUAGCACAGGCGAUCUGGUUAGUUCGCGAGGUGAGUACGGUAGCACAGGCGAUCUGGUUAGUUCGCGAGGUGAGUACGGUAGCACAGGCGAUCUGGUUAGUUCGCGAGGUGAGUACGAUAGCACAGGCGAUCUGGUUAGUUCGCAAGGUGAGUACGCUAGAACAGGCGAUCUGGUUAGUUCGCGAGGUGAGUACGAUAGCACAGGCGAUCUGGUUAGUUCGCGAGGUGAGUACGAUAGCACAGGCGAUCUGGUUAGUUCGCGAGGUGAGUACGAUAGCACAGGCGAUCUGGUUAGUUCGCGAGGUGAGUACGAUAGCACAGGCGAUCUGGUUAGUUCGCGAGGUGAGUACGGUAGCACAGGCGAUCUGGUUAGUUCGCGAGGUGAGUACGAUAGCACAGGCGAUCUGGUUAGUUCGCAAGGUGAGUACGCUAGAACAGGCGAUCUGGUUAGUUCGCGAGGUGAGUACGAUAGCACAGGCGAUCUGGUUAGUUCGCGAGGUGAGUACGGUAGCACAGGCGAUCUGGUUAGUUCGCGAGGUGAGUACGAUAGCACAGGCGAUCUGGUUAGUUCGCGAGGUGAGUACGGUAGCACAGGCGAUCUGGUUAGUUCGCGAGGUGAGUACGAUAGCACAGGCGAUCUGGUUAGUUCGCAAGGUGAGUACGCUAGAACAGGCGAUCUGGUUAGUUCGCGAGGUGAGUACGAUAGCACAGGCGAUCUGGUUAGUUCGCGAGGUGAGUACGGUAGCACAGGCGAUCUGGUUAGUUCGCGAGGUGAGUACGGUAGCACAGGCGAUCUGGUUAGUUCGCGAGGUGAGUACGAUAGCACAGGCGAUCUGGUUAGUUCGCAAGGUGAGUACGCUAGAACAGGCGAUCUGGUACGACUACGAGGAGUGCGCGAGUGGGCCGUGCGGCGAGAUGAUGGCGGCGCUGGAGGCCCGGCUGCUGGGCCAGGGCUUCGUCGGCUCCAAGCUGACGGCGCCUGGGGGCAGGCAGUACGUGGUGCGGCUGGCGGACAACUUCGAAUACACCGACCCGGUGGACGGCAGCGUGGCCAGGAAGCAGGGUCUUCGCGUUGUGUUCGAGGAUGGGUCCCGAAUUGUGGUGCGGCUGAGCGGCACCGGCAGCGCUGGCGCCACCGUGCGCCUUUACAUAGAGGCGUACGAGGCGUCCGAUGUGGAGGGAGACGCGCAGAAAGUGCUGGAGCCUCUGGUCGGUGUAGCCCUCGAGCUGACCCAGCUGCCGCGCUACACGGGCCGCGACAAACCCACCGUCAUCACCGUUGUGCCAAAGGUCGCGCGGGCGAAUACAGGGUGUCCUGGCGGACCGAAUGCAAUUGACGUCACCCGCCUAGUCCGUGAUGAAGAACUGCGCGAGGAGGUCGCGCGGGCGAAUACAAGGUGUCCUGGCGGACCGAAUGCAAUUGACGUCACCCGCCUAGUCCGUGAUGAAGAACUGCGCGAGGAGGUCGCGCGGGCGAAUACAGGGUGUCCUGGCGGACCGAAUGCAAUUGACGUCACCCGCCGCCUAGUCCGUGAUGAAGAACUGCGCGAGGAGGUUGGCCGCGCCGGCAAUGGCAGUGAAUUUCAUCAGCCACCUGGA